This is a messenger RNA of Plasmodium reichenowi, 7785 nucleotides long. RefSeq lists its product as hypothetical. Bases 1 to 7785 code for a protein of 2594 amino acids. The record is from RefSeq and is a predicted model, not a curated record. Gene Ontology annotation, molecular function: translation initiation factor activity. The transcript has a single exon. Lineage: Eukaryota; Apicomplexa; Aconoidasida; Haemosporida; Plasmodiidae.
AUGCAACAUUUUUUUUUAAAAAAAAGUAAAGUUACCUUUUCUAGUAUCAAGUUAAAAGGGUUGUUAUAUAAAUAUUUAAGAAAUGAUGGGAAGGAGAAGAAUAAAGAAAAAAAGAACACGUUGAAUUGGUAUAUAUAUAAUAAAAGAAAAAGGAUUGAGGAGAUACAAAAAUUAACAGGUAAUGAAAAAUAUAAUGAACUUAUAUUAUAUUCUUUUUUUCAUAAUAAAAAUAUAAAAAGUACAAGAGAUUAUAAAAGGUUAUAUUAUUAUUGUAAUUUCUUAAAAUGCGAUAUAUUAACAUUUAUAAAAAAAGAUAUAGAAAAUUUAAGAAAACAAAAAUAUAAAUAUUUUACUAUAAAUAAUAGGAGACAUUCAUUUAAAAAAGUUUUAUAUAUUUAUUUAAAUAACAAUAUUAAGAUUAAUGAUAAUGAUCAAACACAUUAUUUAUUUGAAUUAUUACAAAAACAUUUAUUAAAAACAAGUCCUUAUAAUAUAUUCCUUUUUUUAAAAUUGUCUACGGAAUAUAAAUAUUUUGAAAAACUUAAAAUAUUUACAUUGGAUAUAUUUAUAAGUAAAAUUAACAAACAUAUGAUCAAUGAAGAAAAUCAAAAAAAAUAUGAACAUGCUAAGAAAAAUGUAAAAUAUAUAAAUCAAAAUAAAAAAAAACCAGCUUCCCAAAUGUCUAUUGAUAACAAGUCUUUAUCAAAUUGUGUGAACAUCCAUAAAUCUGAUGAGCAAAAUAAAGUGAGUACAAAAUCAAAAAAAUAUACACAUAUACAAACGCAAACGUCAACACAAACGUCAACACAAACGUCAACACAAACGUCAACACAAACGCCAACACAAACGUCAACACAAACGUCAACACAAACGUCAACACAAACGUCAACAUUAAAACCAUGUAAUGAUCAUGAUAAUGUUAAUUUAUACCCCUUGAAAAGCUUAACAUAUGAAUAUAUAAGGAGCAAUAAAUUUUUUACAUGUAAUAACAAAAAUCAUACCUGCGCAUUUAAAAAUAUAUAUAUGUUUGAUGUAAUACAUUUUAUAAAUAAUAAUAUAAAUAUAAAUCAUAAUGAAGUACAUAAAAAUUAUAAAAAUGAAUGCGCAUCUAAAGUAAGUGAUGAUCAUAUUAUUUUUGAGCAAAGUGAUGGUUUUCAAAAGGGGGCAUUUAAUAAUUCACAAGCGGAUAAUAUAGGAAGAAAUAAUUUACAAGGGGAUAAUAUAAGACAAAAUAACUUACAAGGGGAUAAUAUAAGACAAAAUAACUUACAAGGGGAUAAUAUAAGAAAAAAUAACUUACAAGGGGAUAAUAUAAGAAAAAAUAACUUACAAGGGGAUAAUAUAAAAAAGGUUUAUUCAAGAGAGAGCUCUUUAAAAAAUACUAAUAAGAAGUGUGCUCCUUUAAAGAAUUACCUUUAUUAUAACAAUAAUCACCAUUUUGAAUUAAAAAAUAAGUUGAACUAUAAAAUGAAAGAUAAUGAUGUAAGCAUAAUAAGAAGAGAUGAUCAUAUAGAUAAAAGCGAAAUAAAAUAUUUUUACUACACACGGAGAACAAAUAAUGUAGGUGUAUAUAAAGAAAUAUAUGAAAAAUCUGAUCAAUAUAAAAUGAUAAAAUAUUAUGAAGAGUUAAAGAAAAGAAAUGUAAAAACCAAAGAAGAAAACAAAAUGAGCAACACAACAAAUAAAAUUACAAAAGAUAAUAUCACACAAGAAUGUUUACAAAACAAUAAAUUAAGAGAUCAUUUUAAAAAAAUAAGGGAUCAAAUAUUAAGCAUAGAAAAUGAUAUAAAACUUGAUAGUAUAUUGAUAAAUAAAAAUAUAACUGAUCAACAAGAAAGUGUAUCAAAAAUUGGAUCCAUAAAAAAUAACAUAAUAACAAACAAUAAUAUACAUAGUAACAAUAAUAAUGAUAAUAAUAAUAAUAAUAAUAAUAAUAAUAAUAAUAAUACUUAUAAUAUAUUUACCUUUAAUAAUGGAGAUAUAAAAUAUCCCCCUUUAUUUAAAGAUCACAUUUUAAAUAUACUUUUAUCCUUUUGUAUUAAUAAUUAUCAAGAUAGUAUGUAUAAAUAUUUAAAAUAUAUAUUUUUUUCCAACUUUUAUUUCUAUAAUCCCAUAUUUCUUUUUUAUUAUUUCUCUUAUAUCUCUUGUACUGAAAAAAAUUUGUACCAAAUGUAUUUAAAAGAAUUUAUAAAGUUUUUAAAUAACAUAAUUGUAGAAUUUCAUUUUUAUUUAUUACCAUUCUUUUUAAAUUUAAAUUAUUCCAACAUAUUUUUAAAUUUUUUUAUAAAAUACUGGAAUACAAUUUCAUCAGGAAAAAAAGACAUGUCAAUAAUAUAUAGAUUGAGUAGUAAUCAUAAAUUUGUUAUGGAUAUUAUAACAUAUUCACAUAAACAAAAACAAAAACAAGAUAUACAUACAACACAAAAUGUAGAAAAAAAUAUAACUCUCUUCAUGAACUUGUUUUUACAAAUAUAUUCUUCUGAUGUAAUUAUAGAAAAAGCAAAACACACAUAUUUAGAAAACCUCUUUUUGUAUGACACUGAUAAGGAGACUAAUAAGGAAGAUAAUAUUAUAAAAGAUGCUAGCAGUACAAAAGAAAAGAAUGAUCUUAUUAAUAAAAACAAAUCAUGUCAUCAUACUAUACAUAAUGUAGAAGAUGAAAAAUCAUUAAUCGGAACUAUAUUUUUUAAUUUUCUAAAAUAUAAAGGAUUGUUUAAUAAAUAUGAAACGGAUAUAAAAAAUAUGAACAUCCAAAAAGAACAAGUCUUCAAUAAUGAAAUCAUAAAUAGUAAUAAUUUUAUAAAAAAAAAAAAAAAAAAAAUCCAUAUGAUUGAAGGAUAUAAUACAUCUCAAAGUUAUGAAUAUCCACAUGAUAAUAUUUCACUUAAUUCAGAACAAAAUAAAAAUUCUUUAAAUGUUUUAAAAAAAAAUUUUAUUGACAAUACAAAUACUUCGACAUGUAGGUAUGACAAUUUGAACAAAAUGAAGAUAACAAGACGUAUGGAAAAAAAAGAACAAGAAAAAAAAUUGAUAAAAAAUAUGAUAAAAAAUGUGAUAAAAAAUGUAAUAAAAAAUAUGAGUUCUUGUUAUAAUGAGAAGAUAUAUGAAUUUAAUAUGUUAGCAUCUUAUAUUAAUACAUGUAUAAAACAAAAAGGAAUAAAAUUUAUAAAGCACAUGUGCGACAAUACAUAUAAUAAUGUACAUAAUAAUAUAGAUAAAAUAGAAAAAAAGAAACAGCAAGGAGAUUUUAUUAUAUUAAGUGAUGAGGAUUUAAAAUAUAACAACAUAUGUAUUAAAAAGAAAGAUAUAUUACAGAACUUUAUUCUGUUUUGUAAAAUGAAUAUGUUUGAAUGUAGUUCUUAUAUGAAUAAAAUUAUAUAUUUUUAUUUGAAUGAAUAUAACGAUAAAGAGUUACUAAAUAUUUUGAUAAGCCAUUUUAAACUGAACAAUAAUAAUAAUAAUAAUAAUAAUAUGAAUAAUAUAGGAAGUGUUAUUAAUUCAAAUAAUGUAAAUAUUAACAAUGUAUCUAUAAAUAAUAGUAAAAAUAAUGUAUGUGUAAAUAAUUUAAGUAUGGAUAUGCCCAAUAUCAACACACAAUUUAAAAAUAAGAAAAAGGAGGAAUAUUAUUGUUCAUAUGAUCUACUACUUGUUAAUAAAAUACUAAAUAUUUUCAUAUAUAAAAAAAAAUUCAUCUCUUUAAAUAAUAGUAUAAUUAUAUCAAAUCUUUUAGCAAAACAACAAUUAUAUAAUAAUAAUUUUUUUCGUUUCCUAGGAAAAAAUAAUUUUAUAUAUGAUAUAAAGAAUUGUAAUAUUCAUUCAUUAGUUUCACUCAUAUAUUCCUUUGGGAAAUUAAAAAUGAAAAAUAUACAUCUCGAUUUAUAUAAAGGUAUGAUCAAAGAAAUUAUUUAUAAUAUUGAAAAAAUUAAUGAAUAUGGUUUAUCAUGUUUACUUUAUGGAUUAUAUAAUUUAAUAGAUAAAAAAAAAGAAAGAAAUCUUACUAUUAUAAAUUAUGAUUAUGCAAAAUAUAAAAAUGUAAAACAUUAUCAUAACAAAAAUUACAAUACAUAUUAUAUUCCUUCUAAUCAUUUACAAAAAGUAACUACAACAAAGGGUCACUGUAAAAAAGAUGUACUACUACAUAGGGAAGGUAUCAACAUGAAGCAAAAUGAAAAUAUGGUGGGAAGUGUAUCUAAUGAUGAUACUAUAAAUAAACAUGAUAAUAUAUGUAAUGAUGAUACUAUAAAUAAACAUGAUAUUAUAUGUAAUGAUGAUACUAUAAAUAAACAUGAUAAUAUAUGUAAUGAUGAUACUAUAAAUAAACAUGAUAAUAUAUGUAAUGAUGAUACUAUAAAUAAAUAUGAUAAUAAGAAAGAUCUUGUAUCUAGGUCCCCAUAUGUAAAUGAUCAAAAGAAUACAAAUAAUCAUGCGAAGGAAUCAAAUGAAAUUAGAAUUCUUGAAGAUAUUUUGAUAAAAGAAAUUAUAAAAAGAUUAAUUUUUUUUAAAAAUAUGAAUAUAAAUUCUUUCUGUAUAUCCAUUUCUUGUUUAUCGAAAAUAAAUAUUUUUCCAAAAGAAUUAUAUGAAGAAAUAAAAGAUGUAACAUAUAAAUAUAUUAAUAGUGUUAAUGUAACAUCUUUACAACAUUUAUCAUUAGCUUUAGCAAAAUAUUAUAUAACAAACAAAAAGGAGAACAUAAAUCAUAAUAUAAUUUACGAUAUAUAUGAUUAUUUGUUCAUUUAUAAAAUGCGUGAUAUUUCUUUUAAAUGUGCAUGUAAGUUUUUAUAUACAUUAGGCUUGUUAAAUAUAAGAAAUGAAAAUUAUAUAUUAAUAUUGCUUAUGGUUAUAGCUAAUGAGAGAGGUAUAUUAAAUAAUGUACAUGUACAAGAGGGUAAUCUAAAUUUUAAUCGUCAUAAUAAUAACAUGUAUUAUGAAAAUGUAAAGAAGUUAUAUUACCAACCAGAAAAAUAUAAUACAUAUAAUAAUAAUAAUAAUAAUAAUAAUGAUAAUAUAGGUCUUAAUAAUACUAAAUUUAUGAAUAUAUUAAAUAACAAAUUGUUUGAUCCUUAUCAUAAUAGUAAAUUAAAUUCUUCUUUAUAUAAAUCAUUAGAUAUAUUAAAAAAAAAGGAAUAUUUUAAAAGUUAUUAUAAUUCUUAUUUAUUUUUUAAUAUACCUAAAUAUAAAUUAAAUAUAAAUAAUAUAUUAUUAAAUUUUUCAAACGUUGAUAAUAGUUAUUUGAUUAAUGUUUUAGAUGCUUUAUAUAAUUUAUCAUAUUAUUCUUAUUUCUCUAUACAUAUAUGUAUCAUUAUCAAAAAUAUCUUGAUAAAGCACAUACAUGACAUGAAGGUUUCUAGUAUUAUGUCUUUAUUAUAUUCUUAUGUCAAUUUACAUUUCUAUGAUUAUUCUUUAUAUUAUAUAGAAAAGGAAAUAUUUCUAUUGGAGGAUAUAAAUAAUAAUGGUAAUAUGAAAUCUGACUGCCCACAUAAUAAUAAUAAUAAUAAUAAUGAUAAUGAUAUUAAUAAUAUUAAUAGUAAUAAUAAUAUUAAUAGUAAUGAUAUUAUUAAUAGUAAUAAUAAUAUUAAUUAUUAUUGUCGUUUGGGUGAUCAUUCAAUAUGUAAUGAUAAGAACAAAUAUAUAUUCCAUUUUAAUAUGUAUAAGAAUAAUACAACCAUAAAUAACUAUCCUACAAAUAGUUCAUACAGUUCAAAUAAUGUAAAAUAUAAUAAUUUACAAAGUGAGUUCAAAAAAGUAUAUAAUUGUUUAUUAAAUAAUUUUGUAAAUUUAAAUGAUCAAGAAAAAAGGCUAUAUGUCGAAAAAUUGAAGUCCUUAAUUUCUGAGAUGAAAAAUAAUAAUAAAUUUUAUUAUGUUAAAGAUAUAUAUAACAAUAUGAAUCAAGGUAUUAGUACGGAAUAUAUUUUAUCUAUGAUACAUGAUUAUGAUCAAAGUAAAAAAACAAUAAAUAAUUAUAAACAAAAUUUUGCUAUUCCAAAUAAUGUUCAUAAAAAAUUAAAUUAUUCUGAUGAUGAUCAAAUUAUUAAAUACAAGAACAAAACACACAUAAAUGAAUCUCUUAACAAUAUAACAAUGUUACAAAAUUAUAAGGUUAAAGAUAAACAUAUGAAUACUACAGAACAAAUAAAUAAAAUAAAUUUAUUACAUAGUGAAUCCAUACAUCUAAAUUAUCAAACCACUUAUAAAUUUCAAGAGAUAAAAAAUGUUGUGGACCAAUUUGGCUGUUUUAUUAAAAACGAAAAAUCAAAAAAACAUCAAUCGGAUAAUACAAAUCGGCAUUUAACAGAUGAAGCAAAUGUAAAUAUAGAUCAGCAUGUUGAACAUAUGGAAAGACAUAUAUAUGAAUAUAACGAUUUGCAUAAACAUAAAAAUGAAGAUAAUGAUUUAUAUUUGUAUGAUCAUAAAGAAGAAGGUGUGUCGUCUUCAUUCUUUCAGAAAGAAAAAAGAAGUUAUCUGGAUAAAGUACUUAUUGAAGAAAUAAAAAAAAAAGAAUAUUAUGAUGAGUUUUUCAUGUUAAAACAUCGAGAAUAUUACAAAGAAGAUAUACUAAACUUAUGUUUAGAAACGUUAUUAAAAAAUACAAAUUAUAUUUUAAAUAAUUAUAAACAAUAUAAAAAUACGAAUAUUUUUUUUCUUAUCCUUUUUUAUAAUAUUUUCUUACCAUAUACAAAUAAUGAUAUAUUAAUAUAUUUAAAUACAAUCCAACGAAAUUUUGCAUUCUACAACAACAACAAUAAUAAUAAUAAUAAUAAUAGUAAUAAUAAUAAAAUCAGAGAUUAUUCUUUUGAAGACAUUUUAAAAAAUAUCGAAUUAUUAAAUUUUAAUGAUCAUAUUAUUCAUAAUUUAAUAAGGUCUAAAAAUUUAUCUCAUAUUCUUAUACCACGUGUUAAUAUAUUACAACAUGAUAACAACUUUUUAAAUAAAGCUAUUCAUCUCAAGAGUACCUUUAUAGAAGAUAAAAUGUCUGUAGAUAAAAAUAAAAAAAAUUAUAAUAAUUAUGACGAACAUAAUACAUGUGCAAAAUAUAAUAGUACAUAUGAUACAUCGGGGAUAUCCUAUACAAAGAAUGAACAAAAUAGCUACAAUAAUUUUGAUGAAUUUUUAAAUAAUUAUAACACACAUUUAGAUAUGAAAAAAAUAAAUCUGGAAAAAAUAGUCCCGUUGAAUUUGCUUUAUAAAUUUUUCCAGCUUUUUAAUUUCAACAUAAAUAACGUACAACUAAUAUAUUUAUUAAAUGAGGUAUAUAAGGAAAAAGAUCUAAAUGGGGAUGUGGAUGUGCAACGAAUAUUAACACAAGGUGAAACAAAUGAAAAUGUGAACAAUGUGAAGAAUAUGAACAAUGUGAAGAAUAUGAACAAUGUGAACAAUGUGAACAAUGUGAACAAUGUGAACAAUGUGAACAAUGCGAACAAUGUGAACAGCGUGAACAAUGUGAACAAUAUGAACAAUGUGAACAAUAUGAACAGUGCGAACAAUGAGAACAAUAUGAACAAUGGGAACAGCGUGAACAAUAAUAUGUACAAUUUGAAUAAUACAUAUCGAUUUAAAAACAUAUCAUGUCCAUUAAUACAAAUAAAAAAUAAAACCCUAAUUAUUCAAAAAAAAGACAAAAAAAUUUAUUUCAAAAACUUCAACAUGAUAGAUCAUUAUUUCAAACCAGCAAGAGGAUUAUUAAUAAAUAUAUUAGAUCAUCAUACAUAUAAUUCAUUAUUUAUUUAUGUUGAUGUUUAUAUAGUUGCGUAUAAAGUUGAUAUACUUAUUGAACGAUUUAAUAGGUAG